GCCUUGUUGCCGCUGCGCUAUUGCGGCGGUUCUCCCCAGGUUCUCGCUCUUCUCCUGCAUCUAUCCUGGCUACCUCCUCUCAAGCUCUGUAAAGCCGCAAUGUUCACCCCAGAUCUCUGCACCGAGUCACCGUACGCCGUCAUGGUCGUCUACGACCUUACCCACCGAGGACAUAGGUCGCGUCAAUGACAUAUGCCCACAGAAAGCUUAAAGGGCUUCGAAUCGCGGAUGGUCCGGGCAGAUCUCAACAGACUGUCUAUACCGCCUCCGACUAGAACUAUCCUAACUGGGAGGCGCGGAGAGGUCAUAUGCACCUGGGGGCUCGGCGUCGCUCAUCACGAGGCGAUGGAACGAGUCGUCGAGGAGGCACGGACAAAGAUCGAGGGUCUCGACUUGCUGUAUGCUCUCCGAGAGUGCGCUAUCAAGCAAAUCGUAGAGCUCUACGUGGAGAAUGGCCAGGAUGCCAACGCGGUGCCGAAGGCGAAACACGCAGAUGCGCAGGAGGCUUCUCGCAAGCGGUCACUUUCUGGAGCACCCGACGAUGGCAUAGCGGCCGACCCGAAGCGGCGUUGUAGCAAACUUCGCCUUGAACACCGUGGCAACGCAGAAACUCUGCACACCUCAUUCACUGGCUCUGGUAUCGGCGGCGCUUUGGACGACCCUCCGCCGAAACACCACGCUGGACUAGAUUCGUUGUCUAUCGAGCAAGCAGACUCUCUACUAGGUGCUUCACACUCUGGCACUUUGGUCGUAACCAAUGUCCCUCCGAACUGUAAUGAUCCGGAAACUCGUCUGUUCUCGCAACCGGGAUUCUAGUGACUUGGAGGACCUACAGAGCAAUUCUGCUGAUGGCUUGACGCACUCCCACGACGGUGGCGUAUCGAUUACGAAGUGUGCGGAUCGUGUCAUCAACCCUGAAUCGUCUUCUGGUUCUCU
Messenger RNA from Rhodofomes roseus, 936 nucleotides. RefSeq lists its product as uncharacterized. NCBI's taxonomy places the organism in Eukaryota, Fungi, Basidiomycota, Agaricomycetes, Polyporales, Fomitopsidaceae. The transcript has 4 exons. The record is from RefSeq and is a predicted model, not a curated record. The coding region runs from base 193 to 816 and encodes 207 amino acids.